Nycticebus coucang (slow loris) is the source of this 4017-nucleotide messenger RNA. It is a transcript of the gene ZFP64, whose product is annotated as ZFP64 zinc finger protein. The record is from RefSeq and is a predicted model, not a curated record. Gene Ontology annotation, biological process: regulation of gene expression. The transcript is spliced from 6 exons. Lineage: Eukaryota; Metazoa; Chordata; Mammalia; Primates; Lorisidae. Gene Ontology annotation, cellular component: nucleus. The coding region runs from base 1343 to 3385 and encodes 680 amino acids.
UGAGAACCUACUACACUUUAGGUACUAGGUCAACUCAAGAAGAUUGUUUUUAAAUCCCCACAUUCAUGGGUAUUUACUGAAAGUCAAGGGGAGGAGGAAACAGGUUAUUUAGAAGCAUUUGAUCUUUGUCUACGCAAACAAAUAAACACAUACAUAGAGAUACUGGAGAUCCACAGUUUGUCCUCUGGAAUGUGUUUUAAGAAAGGCAGAGCAGACAGGAGCGAUUCAGGGAGCGGCUGGGUGGGGAGUAGGGGGAGUUGCGAUGUUAGAAUGGGCUGGCCGAGAACUGCCUAAGAAUGCGAAUUAGAAUGAAGACCAGCAGGGGUCAGGGAAGGUGGCAGGUGGAUACUCGCUUAACUUAAGGGCAAAGUCUGGGAGGCUGGCUAGGGCUGGAACUUGGGAGACGAGCAGAGAGACAAUGGAGAGGAGGCGAGGGAGAGUCAGGCGAGCGGGUACAGAGCAGAGAGGGCAGUGUCGUCCGCGCGCAGACACCGACAAACCUCAGGAGUAUCAUCUGGGAACUUAGAAAUGCCCAUUCUCAGGCCGGUCUCAGAACCACGCAGUCAGACGUGCUGGGGUGGGCCCGGCACGUGAAUUCUAACAAGCCCUCCAGGACACAGUGAUGUGCGGUGAAGAUGGCAGCCCCCUGGAGUAGGGGACCCUCAGCGACACGACGCCAGUAGUUACUCUGAUCGUUCACCUCAUCACGGUCCUCCUUAUUUCGCUUGCUGGACAGGGGGCCCGCCCAGCGCUCUGCUGAUUUGCCUAGUGCUGACGCCCAGCCGGGUUUUCUCCGGAGCCCGCCGCGCCCCGCGCACCCACCCCAAACAUCAGCAGGACGUGGGUCUCUCCGCAAAGCGCCCGGGCAUCCCGGGAGCGCCGCCGCAGCACUGCUGCGCUGGGGACCAGGCUCGCGGGGCGGCAGGUGCAGAGGCACCCCAAGUCGGGGAGGCCAAUCCUGGCCUCCGAGAACAUAGGGGUGCGGGGGGCCGCCGGUCACCGCCGCCCAGGGGACUCAUCACUCGCCGCCCGCAGUCGCGCCAGCCGGGACGCCCGUGGCCAUCCGGAUCCCUGAGAGCCGCGCAGCCGGGGCCUCGGGAUUCGCCGGCCGCUUCCCCGGGGAGCCGCUGCUGCAAAGCCAGGUUGGGGCGGCCGGGCCUGGCCAGCGCCCUCUAGGCAGCGGAAGUGGAGCUAGCUUUACAUCCGUCCUCCCCGCCUCGCAGAGUUGGAAGAAGGCAGGCUGGGGGGGUGUGGAAAAAUAAAAGGAAAAGUCCUUGCACCAUGUAGAUCAGCGCCCCCUACCCUGGCACCCCGGCUGGGCGGGGACCUACCAGUCUACGCCAUGAACUCGAGCAGCGAGGGCGAGAGCUUCCCGGGCUCGGUGCAAAUUCCAGGUGGUACAACGGUGCUGGUUGAGCUGACUCCCGACAUCCACAUCUGUGGCAUCUGCAAACAGCAGUUUAACAACCUGGACGCCUUUGUAGCUCACAAGCAAAGUGGCUGCCAGCUGACCAGCUCGUCUGGAGCAGCCCCCAGCACCGUCCAGUUUGUAUCGGAGGAAACAGUGCCUGCCACCCAGACCCAGACCACCACCAGAACCAUCACCUCGGAGACCCAGACAAUCACAGUUUCAGCUCCUGAAUUUGUUUUUGAACAUGGCUAUCAAACUUAUCUGCCCACGGAAAGUAAUGAAAACCAGACAGCCACAGUCAUCUCUCUCCCCGCCAAAUCACGUACCAAAAAGCCUGCAACGGCACCUGCUCAGAAAAGGCUUAACUGCUGCUACCCAGGUUGCCAAUUCAAGACUGCCUAUGGCAUGAAGGACAUGGAGCGUCAUUUAAAAAUUCACACAGGAGACAAACCCCACAAGUGUGAAGUCUGUGGCAAGUGCUUUAGCAGGAAGGACAAGCUGAAAACCCACAUGCGGUGCCACACAGGUGUGAAGCCCUACAAGUGUAAGACGUGCGACUACGCCGCCGCCGACAGCAGCAGCCUCAACAAGCACCUGCGGAUACACUCGGACGAGCGGCCCUUCAAAUGCCAGAUCUGCCCCUACGCCAGCCGCAACUCCAGCCAGCUCACCGUGCACCUGCGCUCCCACACCGGGGAUGCCCCCUUCCAGUGCUGGCUCUGUAGCGCCAAGUUCAAAAUCAGCUCGGACUUGAAAAGGCACAUGCGGGUGCACUCGGGGGAGAAGCCCUUCAAGUGCGAGUUCUGCAAUGUCCGCUGUACCAUGAAGGGGAACCUCAAGUCGCACAUCCGCAUCAAGCACAGCGGGAAUAACUUCAAGUGUCCGCACUGCGACUUCCUGGGUGACAGCAAAGCCACCCUCCGGAAGCACAGCCGCGUGCACCAGUCCGAGCACCCCGAGAAGUGCGCCGAGUGCAGCUACUCCUGCUCCAGCAAGGCCGCCCUGCGCGUGCACGCGCGCACCCACUGCGCCGACCGGCCCUUCCGCUGCGGCUACUGCAGCUUCGACACCAAGCAGCCCAGCAACCUCAGCAAGCACGUGAAGAAGUUCCACGGGGACAAGGUCAAGGCCGAGGCCCCGGAGCGGAAGGACGCGGGCAGGCAGAGCAGCCGGCAGAUCGCUAAGCUGGACGCCAAGAAGACUUUCCACUGUGACAUUUGCGAUGCCUCGUUCAUGCGGGAGGACUCGCUGCGCAGCCACAAGAGGCAGCACAGUGAGUACAGCGACAGUAAGAGCUCGGAUGUCACCGUCCUCCAGUUUCAGAUCGACCCCGGCAAGCAGCCGGCAGCGCCCCUUGCGGUGGGCCACCUGCAGGUGCCGCUGCAGCCCAGCCAAGUGCCCGCGUUCAGCGAGGGAAGAGUCAAGAUCAUCGUAGGGCAUCAGGUGCCCCAGGCCAACACGAUCGUCCAGGCCGCCGCGGCCGCCGUGAACCUGGUGCCGCCCGCUGUGGUGGCCCCGAGCCCGGAGGAGCUGCCGGGGAACGGCCGGCUGCAGAUCCUGCGCCAGGUCAGUCUGAUCGCUCCGCCUCAGUCCUCGGGGUGUCCGAGCGAGGCAGGCCCCAUGACCCAGCCGGCUGUCCUGCUGACCACUCACGACCAGACGGACGGGGCCACCCUGCACCAGACUCUGAUCCCCACGGCCCCGGGCGGCCCCCAGGAAGGCUCCGGCAACCAGACUUUCAUCACCAGCUCGGGCAUCACUUGUACUGACUUUGAAGGCCUCAAUGCUUUGAUUCAGGAAGGGACGGCUGAAGUGACCGUGGUGAGCGACGGUGGCCAGGACAUCACGGUGGCCACCGCGGCUCCCCCUAUAUUCUCCUCUUCACAGCAAGAACUACCCAAGCAGACGUUCUCCAUCAUUCAGGGGACAGCCCACCCGGCUUUGCUCUGCCCCGCUGACUCCAUACCAGAUUAAGCACUUAAAAAACAAAAGGAGAGAAAACUAAUGACAAAAAAAAAAAAGAAGAAGAAAGAAAGAAAGAAAAAUACUAAGUAGAACUCUUCAAGAGGUUUGCUCUUAUUGUUUUUUAAGGAGUGUUGUGAAUUCCCCCCUCUGUAAUAAAUUGUAAUUUUAUACUGCUUACUAUAAUUUUUUAACGCUGUAACAACUUGGAGACCACCUCAGAAUCGCCGUGUUAAUUGCAGAAUAAUGUUACCAAGAUGAUUCCAAUGAAGGGUUGGAAUGAAAUGCAUUAAAUAGGGAAUAUAUUUGUUUGUUUGUUUCCAACUUGAUUUCCAACUCUAAUAAAGGGUUCUUUUUUUCCAUCCCAUUAAAAUUGGGUAGUAGGUGAUACUUUUUCCAUUCUCUUUUGUCCUAUUAUGAAAUAAUCUUCAGAGUUUGGGGCACUCGUGUCUUAGUACGUAAAUACAAAUCUAUAGGCAUGAAGGACCAUUUUCUGCAUAACACAACGUGGAUACUUGACCCUCCCCAGAAAAAAAAAAUUUAGUGCUGAUGAGCAUAAAAGGAAUGAUUCCCUAAUAAAUUAAUCUCUGAUUAAAACAUACUGAAUGUUAAUGCUUCUUUAGAGUCAACGUAUGAUGUGGGGA